Molecule: messenger RNA, 3152 nt
Organism: Durusdinium trenchii
Lineage: Eukaryota; Dinophyceae; Suessiales; Symbiodiniaceae
Source: the annotation of a GenBank genome assembly
AUGGCUUUCCAAGUGGGAACAUACGUGCAGAUCAAAGGCUUGUCAAAGAAGCCAGAAUACAAUGGCUUCACUGGCAAGAUCUUCGUGGAAAAGAACGAUGAAGAUCGCUGGGGCGUUGAGUUCUUCUAUGUGGGUCGGAUGAACAGCUUGAAGACCAUCUUAGCAAAGGAGGACAAUUUGGGCUUGCUGUGCGAGCUGCCCAAGCCCUUACCACGAUCAGGCAAAGUGCUUCUUCUUGAUGGUUUUGGCAUGUUUGGUGCUAAAGAGAACUUUGUCACCAAGGCCUUGUUUGCAUCCGACCCAGCGUUCUUCCAGCAGUGUGGUGUAGUUCAUGUGGGCUUGCAGGAUGAGAAUCCCAAAAGUGGCGAAUUGUGCGAGAAGGCGAUUCUGGCUGCCUGUGCAAAUCCUGCAGACUUCCGAGCCAUUGUAGUUUCGGAUUUGAGUGACUGCAAGCUUUUUCGUGCUUGGUUUGAUGACUACAAAGCUGAGGAGGACCAGGACGAGGCCCGCACCAGUGCCAUCGUGGCCGUGAAAUCGGGCGGUGCUUUGGGAGGCACCAUCGCAUACUUUGGAGAUGUGAACGCCGAAGAUGAAACACAGACCUUGAUGCUGAAGCUCCUUGCUGAGAGUCCCAUCUCAGUGUCCAUCCCAGAAGGUGAUGUGAUCAUCGAAGAGUUGUCGAAGAAGAGGAGUUCAAAGAAACGCGACCAGACGUGCUUCGUCUGCGGCACAGAGAGCGGCUUCCGCGUCUACAGCACGGAUCCGUUCCACCUCACCUUUCGAAGAGAGGAUGGUGGUGGCCUGGGCGUGGUGUGCAUGCUGUUCCGCACCAACAUCCUGGCCUUCACGGGUGGUGGCAAGAAUCCGCGCUUCCAGCCACAGAAUGUGGUGCUGUGGGACGACCGGAACACCCGGAUCAUGGCGGAGCUCCGGUUCAAGACCCCCGUGCGCUCCGUACAGCUUCGCCGGGAUCUGGUGGUGGUGGCGACCAGCAACAAGGUGUGGGUCUAUGGCUUCAAGACUCUAAGCCUUCUUCACUCCAUCGAGACCACCGAGAAUCCCAAAGGCCUUUGCUGUCUUUCCUCUGGAGAGCGCAUCCUUUUGCUCUGCCCGGGGAUGCAACAGGGCAGUGUGCUGGCCACGACUUACCCGAGCGGCUUUGGUGACCCAGCGGUCGUGGAGAAAGAGCGGAACCAGAUCCUCCACGCGCAUGACUCCCCUAUCGCCGCCAUGGCGGUCGACCAGAGCUGUUCCCUCAUUGCCACAGCUUCGGAGAAGGGCACCAUCGUCCGCGUCCAUGAGAUCCAUGGCGAUGGCAAGCCUCAGGAGCUGCGGCGGGGCCUCGACCGAGCAGAGAUCCAUUCCCUGGCGUUCAGCCCAUCAGGCGACUUCCUGGUGGCGUCUUCGGACAAAGGGACCGUGCACGUCUUCGCCCUUCGCACAGGUGGUGGCGAGGAUGCGACGAACUCCAAGUCCAGCUUGAAGCGCUUGUCGCGUGUGCUGCCCGUCUAUUUCUCUUCAGAGUGGAGCUUUGCACAGUUCCGCGUGCACGACUAUCGAAACAUCGCCGCCUUUAGCGCGCAGAGCCCCCACACGGUGAUCAUCGUGUGCGCCAACGGCUCCUACUACAAGGUGCGCUUCGACCCAAGUAGUGGUGGAGAGAUGAUCCGAGAGGAGUACCACCAGUUUGACGGCGCGUUAGAGGGCCGAGAGAUCCAGGUGCCCACCGCGCUAGGCGAUCCAGGCACCUGAGGCGAUCCGGGCACUCGAACAUGCUCGAACGACGUUGAACGGCGCUGGUCCCCGGGGAAAUCGAAGGAAGGCGCAGCGCAGGUCCCGGGCGCAGCGCGCGCAGCGCUUCUUCCAUGCGGUGAACUACGCAGGAGCAAGUUCCAGCGCGGAACGAUGUACUGUUCAGGUUUCGGCGGAAGAUUGGGUAGGUAUACUGGACUUGCUGGGCACUGGAAAGGGAAGUGAUUGAAACAGAUUUUGAUUGGUACUCUGCCUGGAACUAACAUGCAGUGGAAAACGCUCUGUCUGUAGAGGAAAAUGGUUGGGGUGGUUCUUCAUUGAGUGGCACAUAGUGGCACGCUUGAGGUUUCAUCACACGUUGGCACAAGGGGGUAAGUAGAGCUUUCUCACGUGUCUCGCAUCAGAUUUUGAUUUAUCCAAAGAAAGCUCUACAUGAAAAGGCGAACCCCCCUCCAAACCAACCUUUCUUGGAGAAGUACUUGAAAGUACUUGAAAGUGCUUCCUCAUCUUGCGGAGAUCUUCCAAAUCAACUUCACUUCAACAGACUAGUUCGGGUUCAAUCCCCAUGUUUCACUCCAUGUCAUCACUCCAUUUCAGCCCCGGGACUCAGGGCCACCGACCGCCCUCCUGGUCGCAGGUCCCGUGUGCUCCGAGUCGGUGCGACGUCCCAGAACACGGGCGACGCGAGGGUCCGUGGGUCGGGCGACGUCGAGGACGGCGAGAGUCGGAGGACCAGUCGUCCUUCUGUUAAUUUAAUUCUUAUAGCGAUGCACUUGUUACUACUAGUAAGGCACUUGUUUCUAGUAGCGUGGCACUUGUUACUAGUAGCUUCACAUGUUCUCUGAAAAAUAAUCUCUUGGUUUGGCCGCGAGGUCGGUCUACUGAGGUGUGAAAACAGGUGCACCCCGUUUCUUUGGGACCAUAGAAGGAUGGCUCUAUCAAAGAGUCAUAAAUGGAGGGUUACUUUCGGGUACGGGAUGUUUCGAGGAUGUCUUUUUGCGGCAGCAUGUGUUUUUUUCAGUCCUCCGCCAUUGGAAAAGGGCACGAAACCAUUGGAAAACCGCCGCAGACCAAAGGGUAAACAAACGACCCGGGCAUGAUGUGUUGAGUUCAUGUGCUUGAAGACUUCGCAGAGAUGACAAUGUAUAGUAUAGACAGUGUAUAAGAGGGUUGGGGCAGCCACUCAAUUUCUGCACAUCUUGAGCAUGCAUGUCGAUUGGACGCGUCAGUCCUCACAGUCCUGGCUGUCCUCCACAGGUGGCACCACAAAGUCAUCGUGCGCAAUGAAGUCAUUGCGCAGCCCCAGAGCUCGGGUGGGUCUGAAUCGAAGACCCGCCCGGCCGAGGCAAAGUCCUCUGAAAUCCGAACACUCGGAGUGGCCGUGGCACGAUGUUUGCUUC